Loxodonta africana (African savanna elephant) is the source of this 1634-nucleotide messenger RNA. It is a transcript of the gene CTSO, whose product is annotated as cathepsin O. The transcript has 10 exons. NCBI's taxonomy places the organism in Eukaryota, Metazoa, Chordata, Mammalia, Proboscidea, Elephantidae. Gene Ontology annotation, cellular component: lysosome. Gene Ontology annotation, molecular function: cysteine-type endopeptidase activity. Bases 277 to 1326 code for a protein of 349 amino acids. The record is from RefSeq and is a predicted model, not a curated record.
GACGGCGGCAGAGGGCGCGGCGCGGGCCCCGGCGCCACCUUCUCCCGGACCGGGCCGCCGAGCCGCGAGCGAGAGGCAGCCGCCUUCCGGCCAGGAUCCAUCUGACAUCAGCAGUGAUACCCCUGGUUCCACGUCCUCUUCUGAAUCCGGCUUGAAUUUCUGGCAGCUCCUUGUCCAUGCUCUGCUGCAGCCGUUUUUGAAUGAUCUUCAGCAAAUUUUUACUUGUGUGUGGUAGAAUUCUCCUGUUUAGAAGCCAACAUCCAUCUGACAUCAGCAAUGAUAUUCACCUUGAAUUUCUGUCAGUUCCCUGUCGAUGUACUGCUGCAACUGACUGCGUUAUCUUCAGCAAAAUUUUACUUGCACGUGAUAUUAAUGAUAUUGUUCUAUAAUUUCUACAUUCUGUUGAAUCACCUUUCUUCUGGAAUGGGAACAAAUAUGGAUCUCUUCCAGUGGGUUGACCUGUUAGCUGUCUUCCAAACUUCUUGGCAUAGACAAGAAAGCCUUAACAGACAUCGAUAUUUGAAUUCUCUAUUUCCUAAUGAAAACUCUACUGCCUCCUAUGGAAUAAAUCAGUUUUCUUAUUUGUUUCCUGAAGAGUUUAAAGCAAUUUAUUUGAGAAGCAAGCCUUCCAGAUUUCCCAGAUACCCAACAGACCUACAAAUGUCAAUCACCAACGUAUCCUUGCCAGUGAGAUUUGACUGGAGAGAGAAGCAUGUUGUAACGCAAGUGAGAAACCAGAAGAUGUGUGGAGGAUGCUGGGCCUUCAGUGUGGUAGGUGCGGUGGAAUCCGCAUGUGCCAUCAAAGGGGAGCCUCUGGAAGACCUGAGCGUUCAGCAGGUCAUUGACUGUUCAUACAGUAAUUAUGGCUGCAAUGGAGGCUCUACUCUCAGUGCUUUGAACUGGUUAAAUAAGAUGCAAGUAAAACUGGUGAAGGAUUCAGAAUACCCAUUUAAAGCACAAAAUGGCCUGUGCCAAUAUUUUUCUGUUUCACAUUCUGGAUUUUCAAUCAAAGGUUAUUCUGCAUAUGACUUCAGUGACCGAGAAGAUGAAAUGGCAAAAGCACUUCUCACCUUUGGCCCUUUGAUAGUGGUAGUAGAUGCUGUGAGCUGGCAAGAUUACUUGGGAGGCGUGAUACAGCACCACUGCUCUAGCGGAGAAGCAAACCAUGCUGUUCUCGUAACUGGGUUUGAUACAACAGGAAGUACUCCAUAUUGGAUCGUCCGGAACUCGUGGGGGAGUUCGUGGGGAGUGGAUGGCUAUGCCCAUGUAAAAAUGGGAGCUAAUAUUUGUGGUAUUGCAGAUUCCGUUUCUGCUGUAUUCGUGUGAUAUGUUGGGCAUAUCAAGAGACAGUUCCAAAUAUUAAGCUUUUUAUAAUGAAAUGUAAAAUAGUACUUCAUUCUAAAGCAUCGUUCACCCUUAGGUUUCCACAACCCAGCGAGAGAAGGUUCCAGGGCCUUGUAGUGUUUGACCUGAGAGUGGUCCCCUCUUGUAGAGGGAUGGACAGCCAAAGUCAGCAGGAAGAACACCCGCACCCAUCAGCUGGCAGGACCUGUGAAACAGGUUACCACUCUGGUCCAGUUAGGAGACAUCUUAGAUCAUUUCAGCUUGAAGAGUCGAUAUUUUUUUGUUUGCUC